AUGUUCCUAAAUAAAUGUGAGGGAGAGCUGAGUGAGCUGAGGAAGAGCGUGGACAGUGAGGGCACCACACCAGACAACACUGAAGAAGAGCAGCCCAAGAAAAAACACCGGAGGAACCGCACAACCUUCACGACAUACCAGCUGCAUGAGCUGGAGAGGGCCUUCGAGAAAUCCCACUACCCCGAUGUCUACAGCCGGGAGGAGCUGGCCAUGAAGGUCAAUCUUCCAGAGGUCAGAGUGCAGGUGUGGUUUCAGAACAGAAGAGCCAAGUGGAGACGGCAGGAGAAAAUGGAAGCCAGUUCAAUGAAACUCCAUGACACCCCUAUGCUGUCCUUCAGUAGGCCCCCCAUGACUGCCAAUGUUGGGCCUAUGAGCAACUCCUUACCUCUGGACCCCUGGCUGACUUCCCCUAUCUCUAGCGCUACCACGGUGCACAGCAUUCCAGGUUUCAUGGGACCUACCCAAGCCCUGCAGCCAGCCUACACUGGCCACUCCUUCCUCAACAGCCCGCCACCAAUGUCUCAGACCAUGCAGCCCAUGGCACCCACCCCUUACCAGUGUGCCACCACCUUUGUGGACAAGUACCCUUUGGAAGACGUCGACCAGAGAAGCUCCAGUAUUGCAUCAUUACGGAUGAAAGCCAAGGAGCAUAUUCAGACCAUUGACAAAACCUGGCAGCCUAUUUGAUAAAUGGUCACUUCCCUUCUUCCCGGCAACUUUCCAAACUCCUAUGCCUGUCACUUUGGCUGGUCUCCAUUUUGGGUUGCACUGAAUAGAUGUUGGACACCGUGAGACCCCAGCUGAGGAGAAGGGUGGGGAAUUGCUAGGACCCUACUAUGCAGCAGCUUGCCGAGCUGCUAACACACCUUCAAUGCCAUAGCUCAGUGCUGGGGCAGAACCCUCCUCUCUUCCCUGCCCCAUGUUUAGAAGUCUCCUCUGGCUGAAUCAGUUGGGGUCACAAACAAGGAAGCAACCAUGGAGUCUAGCAAAAGACCAAGACACCCAAGACCUCCACAAAGGAGAAUUCAAGAGCAGCUACUUUGACUAUCACCUCCACAAAGCCAAGUGGACAGCACCAUGCCUGUUUGAGCUUUCAUUUUCUUUGUAGCUGCAGAGGACCUGUUCUUUGGCUGGAGCCAUGAUAAUUUACACCAGCUGAGGACCUGAUCCAGAGCUUCCCCUAGGACCUGCACCAAAACAAUCCUCCCAGGCUGCUAAUUGCCUAGUGAGAGCUGUGAGAACAGGAUUGGGCUCCAUGCAGGGGUGACAUUUGCUGGCCUUCCCAUCUGGGAGGUCCUGUGUCUCCAGAGCCCUGCCUUUCAGGAAGCCUUGGCUUCUCGCAUCAGCGAGUGGAACAAGCAGCCCUCUGUACCAAUGACUGGCAAUAGAAAUCUGCCAGGCCCCCACAGGGACUCUUGAACUCCCACAGAUUGGUGAGUCCCUGUGAAUUAAACCAAGGGAUCUCUGGCAGCCUGUUGUAAUCUCCCUGGACUUGAUAGACUGUGCUUUCCCUUCCCGGAUAGCUGUUCCUCAGCCCCUUUGUCUUUACUCUUAUUCCUUUUUUAUAUGUGGCAGAUUUUAAAAAGAUCAAAAUGAAAUGAUCUAGUUUCCUAGAGAACAACUUUUGUUGGGG
Messenger RNA from Gavialis gangeticus (Gharial), 1633 nucleotides. It is a transcript of the gene RAX2, whose product is annotated as retina and anterior neural fold homeobox 2. Bases 1 to 687 code for a protein of 228 amino acids. NCBI's taxonomy places the organism in Eukaryota, Metazoa, Chordata, Crocodylia, Gavialidae. The record is from RefSeq and is a predicted model, not a curated record. Gene Ontology annotation, biological process: positive regulation of transcription by RNA polymerase II. Gene Ontology annotation, molecular function: DNA-binding transcription factor activity, RNA polymerase II-specific; RNA polymerase II cis-regulatory region sequence-specific DNA binding. The transcript has 2 exons.